This is a messenger RNA of Miscanthus lutarioriparius, 2100 nucleotides long. The record is from the annotation of a GenBank genome assembly. Lineage: Eukaryota; Viridiplantae; Streptophyta; Magnoliopsida; Poales; Poaceae.
AUGAAGCAGGAGCGGCGGAGGCGGCAACACCAACAGCAACACCGGCACCACAGGCCACCGCCGCCGCGCCUCGAGCUGGCGAUGGCGCACGCGCGGGACAGCGGGGGCCACGGCCACGAGCACCAGGACGAAGCGGAGGCGGCCGUCUGCCUGGACGGCGACUCCGAGGCGGGCGAAGCGCGCGGCGCGGGGCGCGUGCCGCCGUGGCGGGACCAGCUGACGGCGCGCGGGAUGGUGGCGAGCCUCGCCGUCGGCGCCAUGUACAGCGUGAUCGUCAUGAAGCUGGCCCUCACCACGGGGCUCGUCCCCACGCUCAACGUCUCCGCCGCGCUCAUCGCCUUCGUCGUCCUCCGCGGGUGGACGCAGGCGCUCGCCCGCUUUGGCGUCGCCACGCGCCCGUUCACCCGCCAGGAGAACACCGUCGUCCAGACCUGCGCCGUCGCAUGCUACAGCAUCGCCACUGGAGGUGGGUUUGGCUCCUUCUUGCUUGGGCUGAACAAGAGGACCUACGAGAUGGCCGGCGAGGAGACGGAAGGUAACGUGCCGGGAAGCUACAAGGAGCCCGGCAUUGGCUGGAUGACCGGCUUCCUCUUCGCUGUAAGCUUCGUCGGGAUUGUUGCGCUGAUACCUCUAAGGAAGAUCAUGAUAAUUGACUACAAAUUAACUUACCCAAGUGGUACUGCAACAGCUGUGCUUAUAAAUGGAUUCCACACAACUCAUGGAGAUGCAACAGCAAAGCAGCAAGUGAAUGGGUUCACAAAAUACUUUGCAAUCAGCUUCUUUUGGAGCUUCUUCCAGUGGUUUUACUCAGGUGGAGACAAUUGUGGGUUUUCACAGUUUCCCACUUUUGGACUUAGAGCUUGGAAACAAACCUUUUUCUUCGACUUCAGUCUAACAUAUGUUGGUGCUGGGAUGAUUUGCUCCCACCUUGUUAAUCUGUCUCUCCUUCUUGGUGCGCUUCUCUCAUGGGGAAUAAUGUGGCCACUGAUCAGUGAUUUGAAAGGGGAUUGGUAUCCUGCAGAUAUGCCAGAGAGCAGUAUGAGAAGCCUGCAAGGUUACAAGGCCUUCAUCUGCAUAGCGCUCAUCUUGGGAGACGGUCUAUACAAUUUUGUUAAGAUUGUUGCAUUCACUGUUAAGAGUCUGCUUGACAGAUCAAGACUGAAGAAUGCAAAGAAAGAGGAAGACAUUCCAGUGCUUGAUGAAAUUCAGCGCAAUGAGGUUUUUACAAAAGACAGUAUCCCCAAUUGGCUAGCCUACUCUGGAUAUCUUGCACUAUCAGUUGUUGCUGUGUUUGCCAUUCCCUUGAUGUUCCAUGAGAUGAAAUGGUACUAUGUUAUCAUAGCAUACUUAUUGGCUCCGGCAUUGGGUUUCUGCAAUGCCUAUGGUGCUGGCCUUACUGAUAUCAACAUGGCCUACAAUUAUGGAAAGGUUGCGCUCUUCAUUCUUGCGGCCUGGGCUGGGAAGGACUCUGGUGUUGUUGCUGGCCUAGUGGGCUGUGGUUUGGUGAAAUCACUGGUGUCAAUAUCCGCUGAUCUGAUGCAUGACUUCAAGACUGGACAUCUUACAUUAACAUCACCUAAAUCAAUGAUUACUGCUCAGGCUAUUGGCACUGCCAUGGGCUGUGUCAUUGGACCGCUGACAUUUUUUCUGUUCUACAAGGCUUUUGACAUUGGCAACCCUGAUGGGUACUGGAAGGCACCAUAUGCUCUAAUCUACCGCAAUAUGGCAAUUCUUGGUGUCCAGGGCUUCUCUGCUCUGCCCCGACAUUGUUUGCAGCUGUGCUAUGGAUUCUUCGGAUUUGCAGUGGCAGCCAAUCUGACGAGGGACCUCUUGCCACCAAAGUAUGGCAAAUGGGUUCCUCUACCAAUGGCAAUGGGGGUUCCCUUCCUAGUUGGUGCGAGCUUUGCUAUCGACAUGUGUGUGGGGAGCUUGAUAGUCUUCAUCUGGCACAUGAUUGACAAAAGUAAAGCAUAUUUAAUGGUGCCAGCAGUUGCAUCUGGGUUGAUAUGUGGCGAUGGGCUUUGGAUCUUCCCUGAAUCCUUGCUUGCCUUGGCCAAGAUCAGUCCACCAUUGUGCAUGGCAUUCAGGUCUUCACACUAA